GCAUUUUUAGCGUGAAUAUUUAUUAAUUAGAGUGUCUUUGGUCAAGAAAUAAUAUUGUUGUAGCGACAUGAAAAUUCAUUAUUAUAAAAAACCGGGCUCGGAAUAAAAUAUUCUUACUGCAUUGGAGGUUUCAAAAAUCAAGAAGUGGUCUCACCUGCAGCAUUGGCUAAGAUGGAUUCCCUAAAACAGAAGCCCAAUUCCAAGAGCCUUCAAGGAAAAGUAUUUUUGUUGUAUCAGAAGGUUCUGAACGAUGUUUUUGAGACUUUAUGGUCAAAGUUUCAUCCUACAGUCGGUCAAUGUAUCGCAACGGUGUUAAUAUUCUUGGCUGCUGUAACCAUGAAAGGGGAUUGGUUACUGUUAAUCUCCCACUUCAUGCGUCAAUUUUACGACUACAGUAACGAACAACUACAUCCAAGUUGGUUAUCUCAAAUACAGAAUCGAUUUGCAGGACUUCAUCGGUACAUAUUAACAUCCAUUCUGCAAUCGCUUGUGAUGUAUUUCGGACUUUGUGGCUUUUUACAGUGGUACUGGUAUGUCCGCCAAAGGGACACAGCGGAAAAUUGGAAAUGUCAGCCGAAGAAAUUCUUAAGUUGGGAGGAUGAAAAACAUGCUGUGAUUCUAGGAACUGCUUGCAUAACAAUGGGAAGUGUGAUUUCGGGUUUCCUGUCGUGUUGGAUUGCAAAUGGAGGCUACACAGCACUGUACUAUAAAAUAGAAGAUUAUGGUUUUGCCUAUCUUGUAAUAUCUAUACCUUUAACUUACCUCACAAUGGAGUUACUGUUUUACUAUUACCACAGAAUGUUUCAUUUCCCCAUCAUCUACAAGCGCAUCCAUAAAUAUCACCAUCGUUACAAGCAACCAACCGCUUUCUCUUCAACUGCAAUGCACCCAUUGGAGUUCUUUAUUCUACAGACAGCUACAGUGAUACCAAUGUUUCUUUUUCCUAUUCAUUACAUUGUGUACAUAUCUUUAGUAUUAUAUGAAUACUACUACAGCGUUAUUGGACAUUCUGGAAUCAAGAUCGAGUCCAUUUGGCCUUGGCAACCAAGUUCUAUGUUCCAUGAUAACCAUCAUGAGUUCUUUCACGUGAACUUUGGAUUAAACACAAAGUUGUUCGACUAUCUUCAUGAUACCUUGAGGAAAGAAGAUAGAAUUUAUUCGGAAAAUAUAUUUUACGGUCGUGGAAAAGAGUGGAAUGAAGCCACCGAAGAAGAAAAAAAGAACUAUGUUGAAGAACACCAGGACUGAAUUGACAGUUGCUCAGAGGUACAUUUGUACUUGAAUAAGUACUGUGACAAAAAAUUGAUACAGGAUGGUUAAAUCCUUAUUUUGACUAGUUACGUUUAUUGACGUUUAAUGUGAUACUUAUAUUUGAAGUUUCUUUGUAUCCGUAAAGCUUAUUGUUAUGGAUAGUUUGCUUUGAUUUUAAAGACUAAGUUAUAAAGCGUUUUAAAAUUCAUGCUUAGAUGCGGGACAUUUCCACAUGAAUGUGCUAUUAUAGUCUUGUGUACUUUUUAUCACUGUGAUAUACAUGUUUUCAUGUUAGCGUUUUAUUAUCAAAACUUUCUAACGUUUGCAAUUGUUUGUAUGCCUUAGUAUAUGGGGAGCAAAGAAAAAAAAAAGCAUGAAUUGUAGGAAUUAAAAAUGUUACUAUAAAACAACAAAACUGUAGAAAGUCAACUUUUACUGGUGAUUCUUCGGAAACAUUCGGCUUUCUGCUGAUGUCAUUGGUGUGUGAAUGAUCAUAUUCAAUGGCGAAUAUCGACUGUUGCAAAAUAUUUAAAUUUGCUCAGGGAGCGCUGAUUCGCAGCUUAAAAGGCUUUUAAUUUUCUGUACAUGAAGUUCAGAAUGAGUGUACAUGGGUUGUAUGGAAUUGGCAAACGUCCAGUUAAGACGAGUCUAUCUGAAUGAGGAGAAAAAGUAAAAAUUUGAUGCGCGUGUUCCGAGACUCUGCUUAAUUUAGAGGCUAACAUACAUCUGCAAAAGAUGACAUCCCUAAAAACUAAUAGAUGCAUCCAUUUCCGCCCGUAAGCCGGAUGUUUGCCUUUCCAUACAAUCCGUGGUCAGACAUUAUGUUGAAUCCGUGCAAGUGCACGUGUACUGUUUUCUAUCAAUGGCAUUUGAGCAUUGCAAUAAAGUUUUA
Molecule: messenger RNA, 2143 nt
Organism: Uloborus diversus
Lineage: Eukaryota; Metazoa; Arthropoda; Arachnida; Araneae; Uloboridae
Product: putative methylsterol monooxygenase DDB_G0269788
Exons: 8
Coding region: 172-1248 (358 amino acids)
Biological process (GO): sterol biosynthetic process
Molecular function (GO): iron ion binding; C-4 methylsterol oxidase activity
Source: RefSeq, a predicted model, not a curated record